AUGCCACCACCAUCCAACCACAGGAGCGAGGUUGCACCCCCGGAGGAAAUCACCUCGGUGGCCGCCCAAGGCUUCAUGACCGGCGUGUUCCGGUUUGGCUCCGUGUCUAUCUUGGCCCAUAUGAUUCUUGCCCUACCCCACCCCUUCGUCUUCUCCGCACCAAGUCCACCCGCGUAUCCCGCAACACAACCCCGUCCGCGCCCAUCCAUCUUCUCCCGCAACUAUCUCCGCUCACAACUCUACCAUCGCCCUUUGGAGGGGUUUUCAAGCUGGAUUUCCCCGGGAUCCCGUAUAUAUCGUGGUCUGACACCGCAGUUCAAGGUCUUCAUACAAGUGGCAGCUAUGACUCUGGGUGGUUGUAUCUGGCAAGAAAAACGGGUGACGGAAUAUAUCGAGCUGCUAAGACAGAUGAAACGUGCAGAGCGACUGAAGGCUGAGAGGGCGGACGGGAAUCGUUGGUAA
Penicillium digitatum Pd1 is the source of this 462-nucleotide messenger RNA. RefSeq lists its product as uncharacterized. NCBI's taxonomy places the organism in Eukaryota, Fungi, Ascomycota, Eurotiomycetes, Eurotiales, Aspergillaceae. The record is from RefSeq and is a predicted model, not a curated record.